AUGGAUCCCAAUAAUCAUUUUAACACUCAAAAUUCUGCUAAUUUUCCAUUUAACCAAAAUCCCAACAAUUUUCAAAAUCCCAACAAUUAUCAAAAUCCCAACUAUUAUCAAAAUCCAAAUCAAUUUUCCAACCAACAUCCUCAAAACAUACCUAAUUUUGGUUUUCCACCAAAUUUCAACCAGUCAUCCUCUGUUCCAAACUUUCAACCAUAUUAUGGAUCUAUGCCGAGAAAUCCAUCUCAAACACCCCCGUUUAAUGGUUAUGUGACAAUGGCGAAUGCAAAUUUUCCAAGUGGUGGUGUACCUGAAUUUCCCGAGUUUUCAACACAACUAACUAUUGGUGGCAUUAUAGUUUCUAAUGAAGUCGCUCCAAAUUCAGAGGAUUCAACUCCUAAGAGCAGGAAAACUCAGCAACCAGCAUGGAACAUUGAACAAAAUUUGGUGCUAAUUAGUGGGUGGAUUAAAUUUGGAACAAGCAGUGUUGUCGGGAGAAACCAGAAAGGUGAAACAUAUUGGGGUAAAAUUGCUGAGUAUUGUAUUGAAUUCUGUAAAGGAAUCAUACGCUUGUACGAGCAAGUGUAUUUGAGAGCACCAACCCAAGAUGACCUGCAAAGAAUACUGCAUGUUAGUGAAAUGCGGGGGUUCCCAGGGAUGAUUGGGAGUAUUGACUGCAUGCACUGGGAGUGGAAAAAUUGUCCUAAAGCAUGGGAAGGAAAAUUUACUAGAGGGGAUAAGGGAACCACCACGGUUAUUCUUGAAGCAGUUGCAUCUCAUGACCUAUGGAUCUGGCAUGGAAAGGCUCCAAGUGUGAAUUUCUUUGUGAAUCAACGUCCAUAUAAUAUGGCAUACUAUCUAGCUGAUGGUAUCUACCCUUCUUAUCCAACUUUCGUCAAAUCGAUUAGACUUCCUCAAAGUGAACCCGAUAAAUUAUUUGCAAAAUUUCAGGAGGGAUAUCGGAAGGACAUCGAACGUGCAUUUGGAGUGCUCCAAGCUCGAUUUAAAAUCAUCCGUGAACCAGCUCGCUUGUGGGACAUAGCUGAUUUGGGUAUCAUCAUGAGGUCAUGCAUCAUAUUACAUAAUAUGAUUGUUGAGGAUGAACGAGAUUCAUAUUCUCAACGUUGGGCCGAUUUUGAGCAAUCUGGGGAAAGUGGAUCUAGUGCACCACAACCAUACUCGACCGAGGUGUUACCCGCUUUUGCAAAUCAUGUGCGUGCUAGAUCAGAGUUCCGUGAUCCAAAUGUUCAUCAAGAAUUGCAAGCCGAUCUAGUGAAGCACAUAUGGACAAAGUUUGGAAUGUUCCGUGAUUGAAUUAUUUGUGUGUUGUAUUGCAUUUUAAAUUAUUUGUAUCGUACUAAUU
Messenger RNA from Vicia villosa (hairy vetch), 1357 nucleotides. RefSeq lists its product as uncharacterized. Lineage: Eukaryota; Viridiplantae; Streptophyta; Magnoliopsida; Fabales; Fabaceae. The transcript has 3 exons. Bases 1 to 1308 code for a protein of 435 amino acids. The record is from RefSeq and is a predicted model, not a curated record.